Lolium rigidum is the source of this 1597-nucleotide messenger RNA. RefSeq names its product cyclin-B1-5-like. Gene Ontology annotation, cellular component: cyclin-dependent protein kinase holoenzyme complex; cytoplasm; nucleus. Gene Ontology annotation, molecular function: cyclin-dependent protein serine/threonine kinase regulator activity. NCBI's taxonomy places the organism in Eukaryota, Viridiplantae, Streptophyta, Magnoliopsida, Poales, Poaceae. The record is from RefSeq and is a predicted model, not a curated record. The coding region runs from base 1 to 1470 and encodes 489 amino acids. Gene Ontology annotation, biological process: mitotic cell cycle phase transition; regulation of cyclin-dependent protein serine/threonine kinase activity. The transcript is spliced from 8 exons.
AUGCAGGGAGCCCCCCGGCAGCACAACGCCCUUACUCCUUUGUGCCAGCAUAGGGAGGCUAGCAGCGCCACGCAGUGGUCCUUCCUUGAGAGAGAUGGCGACGUGCAGAGCCCUGAGCGGCAAGGACGGUCGUCGCUGACCUCCGGGCUCAUGGUCAACUCCACCCGCUCUGCUCCCAAGCAGUGCGACUGGAGUGCCGUGGUCCCGACAGGAAAGCAGAAGGCCGCCGCCGGCCGAACUCGGCAGCCGCUUGGAGACAUCGGCAACCUCGUCCACGCCCCCCAUGUCUUGGACGGGAAAACCAAGCUGCCGGUGCCGGAGGGGAUCAAUCGCCGGGUCACCCGGAGCUUCGGCUCCCAGCUCUUGAAGAACAACUGCGCUGUGACGAACAAGAACGCAACAGCUCCUGCUCCUGCUCCUCCCGCCGCCCUGAAGCCGGCGGUGGCCAGGAAGGUUCUCAAGCCCGCCCCUCGUCCUGAGCAGGCCGCCGCCAAGGCCAUCAACACUGGCUCCGACGAGAACAGGAAGCCGUCAGAGGGCGCCACCGCCGGCUUAGUGCUCCCCAGAAAGAAGUUGGUGGACACGCUCAGCUUAGUGCUCUCCCAUCGCUCCAAGGAAGCGUGUGGCCUCAAUCGCAAGCCAAAGGACGUCGUGGAAGACAUCGACAGGCUCGACGGCGACAACGAGCUGGCCGUCGUCGACUACAUCGACGACAUUUACAGUUACUACAAGACAGCGCAGCACGAGAACCUGCCGGUCCAGUACAUUGACAGCCAGCCCGAGAUCAACCCCAAGAUGAGGGCCAUCCUCGUGGACUGGCUCGCCGAAGUGGCGCAUAAGUUUGAGCUCAUGCCGGAAAGCUUCUACCUCACCAUCUAUAUAGUGGACCGGUUCCUCUCCAUGAAGGCGGUGCCUCGACGGGAGCUGCAGCUCGUCGGGGUCGCAGCUAUGCUCAUCGCCUGCAAGUACGAGGAAAUGUGGGCUCCCGAGGUCACUGACUUCAUUCACAUCUCAGACAACUCGUACUCGCGGCAGCAGAUCCUCGGCAUGGAGAAGAACAUCCUGAACAAAAUGUCAUGGAACCUCACUGUUCCCACGAUGUACGUCUUCCUGGUGCGGUUCGCCAAGGCCGCUGGGACCGGGAGCGACAAGGAGCUGGAGCACAUGGUGUUCUUCUUCGCCGAGUUGGCGCUGAUGGAGUACGGGAUGGUCUCGCUCUGCCCGUCGCUGGUGGCAGCCUCCGCUGUGUACGCUGCUCGGUGCACGCUGAACAAGAGUCCCAUUUGGACGGAGACCCUGAAGCACCACACCGGCUUCAACGAGCUACAGCUCAUGGAGCAUGCCAAGGCCCUUGUCGCCUCGCACGCCGCCGCCCCUCAGAGCAAGCUGAAGGCGGUGUACAAGAAGUAUUCCGGCUCGCAGUUUGCGCGUGUGGCGCUGCACCCUCCUGCAGUAGCCUACUCAUCUUAGGUUCUUUCGAAUCAAGAAAGCUUGGUUUACUUUACUUACUCUGCUAAUCGACAGAUACACCGUGGUGUAACAGCUUAUUCUUUUACAUGUGUUCCUCUGUUACUGUUCUGCUCUACUCUUUGGAUAC